GGAGGGAGCAGGGCGGGCGGCGGGGAGGGAGGAGAAGGCAAGCAAGAAAGUAGCAGAAAGUGAGGCUGGCAGCCGGCGGCAAAGGAGCCGGGCGAGCGGCGGCGGCAGGAAGUCUGUGCCCGAGACGCGCAGAAUUAAGAGCCAGGGAGGGACCGCGGCGGCGGCGGCGAGAGUGAAAGAGGAAACUGCAGAAGAGGAAGCUCUGCCGCAGCACCAAGUCUCCUCCGGCUCCCGCGCCGAGCAUCCCUGCGCCGCCCGCCCAGCCCUCCGGGACCGGCGCGCCGCCGCCCGCGUUCCCGCUGCGCCCGCGCCGCCGCCCCCCGCGCCCCCGGCCGCCCCUUCCUCGCGCGCCCACCCCGGCCCCCCGCGCCCCCGGCCGCUCCGCCUCGCCGCCCUCGGCGCACGCCGCCCUCGUCUGCCAUGGCCCGGGAGAACGGCGAGAGCAGCUCCUCCUGGAAAAAGCAAGCUGAAGACAUCAAGAAAAUCUUCGAGUUCAAGGAGACCCUCGGAACCGGGGCGUUUUCUGAAGUGGUCUUAGCUGAAGAGAAGGCAACUGGAAAACUCUUUGCGGUGAAGUGUAUCCCCAAGAAGGCACUGAAGGGCAAAGAAAGCAGCAUAGAGAAUGAGAUCGCGGUCCUGAGAAAGAUUAAGCAUGAAAACAUUGUGGCCCUGGAGGACAUCUAUGAAAGCCCAAAUCACUUGUACUUGGUCAUGCAGCUUGUAUCUGGUGGAGAGCUGUUUGACCGGAUAGUGGAGAAGGGAUUUUACACAGAAAAAGAUGCCAGCACUCUGAUCCGCCAGGUCUUGGAUGCUGUCUACUAUCUCCAUAGAAUGGGCAUCGUCCACAGGGACCUCAAGCCUGAGAACCUGCUGUACUACAGCCAAGAUGAGGAGUCCAAAAUCAUGAUCAGUGACUUUGGAUUGUCCAAAAUGGAGGGCAAAGGAGACGUGAUGUCCACAGCCUGUGGGACCCCGGGCUAUGUCGCUCCCGAGGUCCUCGCCCAGAAGCCCUAUAGCAAAGCUGUCGACUGCUGGUCCAUCGGGGUGAUUGCCUAUAUCUUGCUCUGUGGCUACCCGCCUUUCUACGACGAAAAUGACUCCAAGCUCUUUGAGCAGAUUCUCAAGGCAGAAUAUGAGUUCGACUCCCCCUACUGGGAUGACAUCUCUGACUCUGCAAAAGACUUCAUCCGGAACCUGAUGGAGAGAGAUCCAAAUAAAAGAUACACGUGUGAACAAGCGGCUCGGCACCCGUGGAUCGCUGGUGACACAGCCCUCAGCAAAAACAUCCAUGAGUCCGUCAGCGCCCAGAUCCGGAAGAACUUCGCCAAAAGCAAGUGGAGACAAGCGUUUAAUGCCACGGCCGUCGUGAGACAUAUGAGAAAACUGCAUCUUGGCAGCAGCCUGGACAGUUCAAAUGCAAGUGUUUCGAGCAGCCUCAGUCUGGCCAGCCAAAAAGAUUGUCUGGCACCCUCCACGCUCUGUAGUUUCAUGUCCUCUUCAUCAGGGGUCUCCGGAGUGGGAGCGGAUCGGAGGCCGAGGCCCACCACUGUGACGACCGUACACUCUGGAAGCAAGUGACUGGCCCCGGAGGUGGGGCCCAGGGGGCGGGGCCAGGGAGGGGGCCACCCGCGCCACCAGCCCCUGCAGAGCGAUCCCACCUUGCAUGGUGCGCCUCCUGCACAGGACUGGAAGACAGAAGUUUUUUUAUGGCCAUAUUUUAUACUGCAAUUCUGAAGUGUUCAUUUCUCACAAACUGUACUGACUCAAGGGAGCUGAUUUAAUAGGAUCUGGUGCUGUAUAUAUGAAUCUCGCAAAAGCUCUAGCAGAACGGACUUUCUUAGCUCCUCUCCCCAAGCCCUGUUGUUUCCGCUCUUCUCAGUAGAGGUAACCAUCUGUGUUGUACUUUUUCAUUCAUGACAAAAAAAGGUUUCAACUGGAUUAUUUAAGUAUCGGUAAAUAUUGUGCAUUAGGGUUUAUUUUUGGUUUUUUUUUUUUUUUUUUUUUUUUGCUUUUAAGAAAUAUGUCCUUUCGCGCUAUACGUCUUACUUCUGUGACCUACUUUUGCUUUUGCUUGUUGGUAGUAGAAUUUUAUGUUAACUUUAAGAGAUUUUUUUUUCCCCUCUGAAGGGAAUUUUAAAGUAUUUUUUAAAAUUCUAAUAAGAGGAUCGGUCGAGAAUCUGUCUCCAAGGUGAAGAGUGCACUUUACUUCAAUUCCUUCUCCUCCUCUCCCCUUCUUCCUCGGAGGGGCAGCUCUCUGAGAAGACAGCUCAGCCCUUCUGUAGGCCUGUCUUCUCCCUG
Hippopotamus amphibius kiboko is the source of this 2298-nucleotide messenger RNA. It is a transcript of the gene CAMK1D, whose product is annotated as calcium/calmodulin dependent protein kinase ID. The transcript has 11 exons. Gene Ontology annotation, biological process: peptidyl-serine phosphorylation. Gene Ontology annotation, molecular function: calcium/calmodulin-dependent protein kinase activity; calmodulin binding; ATP binding. The record is from RefSeq and is a predicted model, not a curated record. Gene Ontology annotation, cellular component: intracellular anatomical structure. Lineage: Eukaryota; Metazoa; Chordata; Mammalia; Artiodactyla; Hippopotamidae. The coding region runs from base 421 to 1578 and encodes 385 amino acids.